AUGCCCGUCGCUAAGGUUUCUCCCUCCAUGCUCUCUUGCGAUUUUGCCUACUUGGCUGCAGAGGCCAAACGUAUGGAAAAGAAUGGCGCUGAAUGGCUUCAUCUUGAUGUUAUGGAUGGUCAUUUUGUUCCUAAUCUUACUUGGGGUGCUCCUAUCAUCUCUGCCAUUCGUCCUCAUACCGAAGCCUAUUUUGAUUGCCACAUGAUGGUUUCAAACCCUGCUCAAUGGGUGGAUGAUAUUGCUAAGGCUGGUGGACAAAUGUACACUUUCCAUAUCGAAGCUACCAAGGAACCACUGGCCUUGAUCAAGCAAAUUCAUGCAGCCGGUAUGCAAGCUGGUGUCGCUAUCAAGCCCAAUACUCCCAUCGAAUCUGUUUUGGGUGAAGUUGCUGAAAACUGUGAUAUGAUUUUGGUCAUGACAGUCGAACCUGGUUUCGGUGGCCAAAGAUUCAUGGCUCAAUGUAUGCCCAAGGUGGAGGCAUUGCGUCGUAAAUAUCCCAAAUUAGACAUUGAGGUUGAUGGUGGCCUUUCUCUCGAGACCAUUGAUGCCUCUGCUGAUGCUGGUGCUAAUGUCAUUGUUGCCGGUACUGGUAUCUUCAAGGCCGAGAAGCCUGAUGAGGUUAUCUCCACUUUCAAGGAAAAGGUCAACAAGGCACAAGAAAAGUUUGCAUAA
Molecule: messenger RNA, 672 nt
Organism: Mucor velutinosus
Lineage: Eukaryota; Fungi; Mucoromycota; Mucoromycetes; Mucorales; Mucoraceae
Product: inc metabolism membrane protein
Exons: 4
Coding region: 1-672 (223 amino acids)
Biological process (GO): pentose-phosphate shunt, non-oxidative branch; pentose-phosphate shunt; carbohydrate metabolic process
Cellular component (GO): cytosol
Molecular function (GO): metal ion binding; D-ribulose-phosphate 3-epimerase activity
Source: RefSeq, a predicted model, not a curated record